GCUCGCUCUCUCACUCACCCACACACACACACUCACACACACACACACACACGCACGCACGCGCGCGAGCGCUCCUAAGGACUACGGACGCAUUUCCUUCAUCUACACCACACAGCGAUAUGUCUGUAUGUCAGUGUUCAUGGCAUGUGAUGCUCGGAGACGCAGAUAAACAGCAUGGCUUGGCGAUGCUGGCUCGGGGCUUGCAGUGUUAGCCCACCUUGGCUGAGUGGGAGAGCUGCAGAGAUGGAAAUGGACGGAUGAUGAUGAUGAUGAUGAUGAUGCUCCUUUCUCUCCUUUAGGUUUUCUUUUAGCGAACACAAGACGAUGGGAACUACACAGAGAAAACUUUUCAACACAUUUCCAAGACAGGACCAAACGAAGAUUCAAAUGUGUUUGACUCUUCAUUGCUAUACUUCGCUUUGUUACUGUUGAAAAAAAAAAAAAAGCAUUGAUCGAAGCACCUGCUUUGCAAAAUCCUUUCUGAAUGACUGCAAUACUACCAGGCCAGAGUAUGCCAUCUGCACCUACACACAGGAUCCUGCGACCCCUCAUGCUUGGCACCUUCUUAUUGGGCUGUUUUGUGACUCUGUUUUUGAUGUACCUCAAGCCGUCCACUAGCUGGUUAUCGGGCCCUGUAGAAUCAGAAACAUCCACGGCUCGAGUAAAGAGCCUCCUGUCCAACAGAAGUGAGCAGAACCAGACCACGGUGCUCGUCUGGCUCUGGCCGUUUGGGGAAACUUACGACCUGAACGUGUGCAGCUCCCUGUUUAGUAUAGACAACUGUUUUAUAACUGCCGAUCGCAACCUUUAUAACAAAUCCGAUGCAGUCGUCAUCCACCACAGAGAUAUUAGCACCGAUCUAUCCAACAUGCCACCAGCGUAUCGGCCUCCUCUUCAGAAAUGGAUUUGGAUGAACCUCGAGUCACCAUCACAUUCAUCCCAGUUACCUGGCAUCGAGAACCUGUUCAACCUGACCCUGAAUUACCGUCAGGACGCUGAUAUUGAAGUGCCUUACGGCGCCAUUGUUGCCUCCCAAGGCGAGGAAGGCUUUGUACCCCCGAGCAAGAACAAGCUGAUCUGCUGGAUUGUGAGCAACUGGAACCCGGAUCAUGUGCGAGUGAAGUACUACAAUGAAUUGUACAAGCACGUGGAGAUCCACGCUUACGGCCAAGCGUUCGGCGAGUACAUAUCGGACCAGGACUACUUCCCUACCAUUGCCAGCUGCAAAUUCUACUUGGCAUUUGAGAACUCGAUUCACAAGGACUACAUCACGGAGAAACUGUACAACCCACUCUCAGUUGGUACGGUGCCAGUAGUUUUGGGCCCACCGAGGGAGAAUUAUCAAAAUUUUGUCGAGGGUGAUGCUUUCAUCCACGUCGACGACUUCUCCUCCCCAAAAGAUCUGGCUGCAUACCUUUUAUUACUGGACAAGAGCGAGGAACUUUACUUGAGGUACUUUGACUGGCGUAAACACUUUAAGGUAAAGAAAGCCUAUUUCUGGGCUGAACACACUUGUCUUGCAUGUGAUUAUGUCAGAAGACACAAUGAGUACAAGGCAUUUAAUAAUCUUGACAAAUGGUACUGGGGUUAAUCUGGAUAUGUGCUGAUUGGCUGCAAACGAUGUAAAAGGUUGAUACCAUAUUUUCCAGGUUAUAAGACACAUUUUUACCCCCUUUAUGAUGUAAGACUAGUACAACAAACUGCCAUGCAUGUUAAUAUUUUUGAACAUGCCCAUUUGGGAAUGCUUCUAUUUUUAAGCCGUUAUCCUCCAAACUUCUAUUCUCGAACCUGUCACAUUCCCAGUGUUACCCUAGAGAUGGACCUAAGGAUGGACAAAAGUCUGUUUUACAUUGUGCAAGUUUAAUUGGUCCAAAUACGGAGUGUCUAUAACAGGUUAUUACCAGUCUGUUAAUUUUUUUAUGGUUGAAAGAUUAGAUUCAAAACCAAAGAAACACCAAACACAGUCAUCGUUUGGUGUGACUGGGUAAAGCAGAUGGUGCUUUAAUUUUGUAAAUGUAGUGCAUGUUAUUUAAUCCCACUGCCAACUGCACUACACAUACCAACUGUUGAGGGAUAAUUAACUUUUACCUUGUGGAUAAACAUAUCUUCAGAAAAGAAAGAAAUUUACCUGGUUGGAAUACUUAAACAGCCAAACCACUGGCCAGUUACUUUCUUGGUUAUCAAUUGCUUAAUAUAAUAUUUUCCCAAGCAGCAGAUUCAGUGCCAUUGUGUCCAUUGUGUCACACGCCGUCACAUGUUGUUGAUGAAUCACUGUAGCACUGUUGCAAUAAAAUAUGACCUGUAGCACUGAUAUUACAGAUAUUAUUGACGUCAUGUUGUACAAUAUAAGAAACUUUAACAUACACCUACUGUAUAGAACCUCUGAUACUUCACAAUAUAAAGCAGACUUAAGGGAUAUUUUGAGGCAGUACUGAGGUGGGGAUUAAGAUCAGGGCUAAAGCAAACAGCUGAUCUCAAGCAAUGCAAAAAAUAACCUUGUUUAAUAUGAGCACCAGGGGGGCACGGUGGCUUAGUGUUUAGCACGUUCGCCUCACACCUCCAGGGUUGGGGGUUCGAUUCCCGCCUCCGCCUUGUGUGUGUGGAGUUUGCAUGUUCUCCGCGUGCCUCGGGGGUUUCCUCCGGGUACUCCGGUUUCCUCCCCCGGUCCAAAGACAUGCAUGGUAGGUUGAUUGGCAUCUCUGGAAAAUUGUCCAUAGUGUGUGAGUGCGUGAGUGAAUGAGAGUGUGUGUGUGCCCUGCGAUGGGUUGGCACUCCGUCCAGGGUGUAUCCUGCCUUGAUGCCCAAAGACGCCCAAGAUAGGCACAGGCUCCCCGUGACCCGAGGUAGUUCAGACAAGCGGUAGAAGAUGAAUGAAUAUGAGCACCAUUUCAGAGGAAAUGCAUUUCAAAAAUAUCCAGUUAAACUGGUUGCUAACACGGUGAAGCAUACAGAAUUUUAGGGACGCGUCUCAUACUUCAGUGGAAUUUAUUGCCUGGAAAAUAUGGUAAAUUAAAACGUACAAGGAUCAGCGUUAUCUGCUUAGACUGCUCUGGUUUAUUUUUGUAAAAAUGAAGCGGAUAUUACUUUAUUUUGAUAGUCAUGCUGUGCACUUUCCUUUAUUUAUUCAUUUGAAUGCAGAGAACAUAUUUUUUAUUAUGUGGUAACCUUUCGUGACUGUUUUGGUUCCUUAAUGCCUUGUUUAUCAUAUGUCGAUGAUGAUUUUUUUAUUUAUUAUUUUUGUUUAAACAAAUUGUCAUUCCGUGUUCACAUCCGGUUGACUGAAUGACUCCAAGAGAGAACAUAAGUGUUGAACAGGAACUAUUCAAACUGCAGAUUAUUUAUUUCACUGUAAUAUAGUGUAGGUGUGGUAUUUGUCAAGUAUGAAGUGUUUACAGAUGUGUGUUGUCCAUUGAUGUGAUUAGUGUAGUGUCUGAAUUAGAUUUUUUUUUCCCUUUGGAUGUUACUUGCACAGUCAUGGAAGUGUAACGAUCUUGCUAAAGCAUCGGUGCGCUGUUAUUAUUCAUUAAUCAGCCACAAUGUGCGCUUUUAUCACCAGCACUAGUGCUGUGCAAUCCUAACAAUGUACGUAAAAACACACGACACGUCAUCGUACGUCAGAAACGUACGUGUUGGGAGAGUUAAUAGUGUAACAACAAGCGAAGACAAGAUCACAGGUUUUACUGUCAUCCUACAAACUAGAGCUUCAUCAAUACUGAUUCUGUCAUUUCUCAUACCGUACUACACGUGGUUGCGCUAAAGAACAAGCAAUAGUUAACAAAUAAAGAUCAAAGCAAAACUUUGCAAAAAAUAUCAAGAAAAUAUCUAGAGGUGAAACUGCAGAAUCUUGUUACAAUACAAGUGACCUGAUAAACAUAUUAAGCACAAGGAGUUUAUUGCUAGCAGCACACAUCAACAGGAAAGGUAGCUAGCGCAAGAAAAAUAAAUAAAAGUUGUCCGUAAAUCGAGAGCUGUAGAGGUUUUUUGGAAUCGAAACAAAACCCGUCGUUCUUCAUCGCAACCCUAUUCGAUCUAGUUACUAGUUCAUAAACUUCAUAUUAGCUUGCUACGUUUUUACUUCAUUUCAAAUCAGUUAGCUAGCGACAUAAAGUGAAAUUGAUGCGGCGUAACUGCACAAAAAAUCACAGGAGUCAUAUUCUGAGUUCUGCGUUACGCUAUAUAUCAGUGAUUGGUUGAAAAUGAACGAACAAAAGGAGUUCUUAUUAAAAAAAAAAAAGUCGACAUUAAAUACCAUCUAAAGGCGACAUUUUUGUUUAGAUGUUAUUUGUAACUCGUUUAAAUGGCUGUUCGUAUUUCCUGCAAUCGGAUGUGCAGCUAUUCCACGAUGCAAACAGCAAACGAAUGUGGCUUUAACCUCUACAGACUUAUCAACUUUGUGUCCUUCUUUCCAUUUUAAAGCGUGUAAAUAUUUCAUCUGUUCGGGCCGGGGAAAAAAAAAAAAAGGUCUCAUCCACUAGAACAAUAUGCAUUUAUUUCUUUAGUCGCUAGACCAAGAAUAAAUCAAUAAACUGCUCACGUUUCUAUUCGGUUAGAAAUUCGAAUGCCAGAGGAAUUGACCUUACUGAGAGGGAUGAAUAAUAUUUCUAGAUUUCAGUUACAGAAUUCUAUCUAUUUUCUCUCAUAAACAAUGAAUUUAGUACUAAAAUCUAGCAAAAGCUAAAUCCAGUGAAAGGAAUGCAUUGCCAAAUUAUAUGCGCUGGUAUAUCAUAAUUCUUUUGUAGCAUUUUAAUUCAUUUUUUUUACAUGGUACAUGAUCACACCACUCCAUUAUGGCACUCUGGUGCUUUUAUUUUGGACUAGCAGAGUGAAAAAAAAUCAAGAGCACAAGUCUAUUAUGCAAAUGUAUGCAUGUGUGUUGGAUUGCACAUUACUCACACACAUUCGUAAGAGAUUAGGAUACGAGGCCCUGUGUUCUGCGGGGGACGUUAAUGAGAAAGUCAAUGGACUUUUAUUUUAGAUAUUGUUCUUAUGAAGAGUGAAAUGUAGCUCGAGACUGCUCUAUUCAAUUCAUAGACACUAGCUUAGCAAACGUGUUCAGUGCCAAAGCUUUUCUUUUCAUUGUUUGUUUUUCAAUGAUCUUCUUGUACUGUGAAAGGCUUUUUUUUUUUUUUUUUUUUGGAUAAUCUUAAAAGUAAUGUAUGAUAAAUUUACAAAGGGAUAUCAUAAGAAUUCACACACCUUUCUAAGGUGCUGUGCUUUGAUUUCUUCUGCUAUUUUUAGCUCAAUGCUAAUGGGGAGAUUCCAUGAUUGCUUUUCAUAACAAAACAUGCAUUCAAACAUUCAAAAAACAAGUUUUAACCCGACUUAAAAAAAAAAAAAAAAACUAUUCUGACUUUUCUGACUGUUUUUACAUGGAUGUGUUACAGAAUUGGCAAAAUAUGUGUAACUAGCGUCCAUUAACAUUAAGGAGUAUAAGGUUUAGUGAAUCUUUUUUUAUUAUUAUUAUUUAUGAAUUUGUUUUAAUCCCUAAUCUGUGUAGUGGGAUUAAACUUUUCAGUUAACAUCAGACAAUUAUCAAAAAAAUGAAUUAAGAAAAAUUAGACUUUAAAUAAUUAACUUAAAAUAAUUGGGAAAUAAUUAUUAAAAAAUAGAAAGAAAAAAUUAUAUUUGUAGGGAAAGUGUAGAUGUGGUGGUAAAUGGACAAAUUACAAUUUUAUUUGCCUGAGAUUGAUAAAAAUAUAGUUUUGUUAGACUUGGCUAGGCAAUAAUGUAGUUUUAUUGGGCUGAGAUUGGUAAAAAUACAGUUUGUUCUCCCCGUGCCUCGGGGGUUUCCUCCGGGUACUCCGGUUUCCUCCCCCGGUCCAAAGACAUGCAUGGUAGGUUGAUUGGCAUCUCUGGAAAAUUGUCCGUAGUGUGUGAUUGUGUGAGUGAAUGAGUGUGUGUGUGUGUGUGUGUGUGCCCUGUGAUGGGUUGGCACUCCGUCCAGGGUGUAUCUUGCCUUGAUGCGCGAUGACGCCUGAGAUAGGCACAGGCUCCCCGUGACCUGAGAUAGUUCGGAUAAGCCGUAGAAAAUGAGAGAGAGAGAGAGAGAGUGAGUGAGUGAGUGAGUGAGUGAGUGAGAUGGACAACAGUACAGUUUUGUUUGGUUAGAUUGGGCAAGAAUACAGUUUUUCUAGAUUGGGAUAAACAAAUUACACGUUUGCUUUGCUGAGAUUAAGCUAGGAUUUACACCAAGACAGUUUGGUUGGGUUGGAAUAGUAAAAACUGCUAUUUUGUUGGGCUCGGUUGGUCAACAGUACAGUUUUGCUGUGAUGUGAUCGGAGUCUGAAUGAUGUUUUGUAAGUUCUAUUUGCUGUAAAGGAAACUUUACCUGUGUCUGAAUUUAACAUCAUUGGAACAUAAAAUGCAGUCAUGGAAUCACCCAUAAACACAUUAACCACAAAGAGCCAGAGAUCUAGUGCAGGCCAACGUUAAGGUACAGAGUGAAGACCCACAUGUUUUGGAUUCCCGUUUUAUUACAUAAAUGCAUUAAUGUGCUCUAUUAUUGCUGUUUCUUUACUUUCCUCAAGCUGAUGCUAUUUAACAGUGCAGUUGCUUAUGGUGUCUGUGUUGUGUCUGUAUUUUAUGAUAUAAUGUUGAUUCAAUGCAAGACCUUUUUUGGAGAAAAGGUGUCACUUCUCUCUCUCUCUCUCUCACACACACACACACACUCACAAACGACACAAGUUUUUUUGAUCAAUCUGUAAAGUUUGCUCACUGAAAAGCAGCUUUGUUCUCAUCAUGGACACCAUGACGUGUGAGGAGAUCGAAACUACAACUGCUGGAUGCUUUAAGCACAAACCCAAGCACUGACAAACAGGAAAUGGCAAAUUUCGAUCGUGAAAGCUGAUUAUCAGGACAUCCUUGCGAGCAAAACAAUAAUCCCGAGUAAAAUGUGAACGGAUUCCGGACAGUCUUUAUUUAUUACUGCACAGCGUUUUGUGCUUGAACUCUGACUCAAAGGAAGUCUUUAGAGGUGACGUGAACAGAAGUGAAAAAAAAAAACCACAACAACUUUUAUACCUGGUCUUGUGUUUGAAUACAAACUCUACAGUAUGUGAAAAAGGAUGUUAUUGCUUUUCCACUGGAUCGUCCUGCUUUCUUUUUUCUCCGCAAUCUAUCUAGUUCUCUCUGUGAGGUCUUGGUUCCCUUUAACAAACUGUCUUUACAUUCAGGGUGUUCAUAUAUUUGUUUGUGUGCGUGUGUGUGUUUCUCCAACCGAGCACCAAUGCUGCAUCAUAUACAACAUACAGAGCGUUUCUCUAUGCAUUAUGCAUUUGACAUGUGCAACUGGAUGAAUUUUCUGAACCAAUCAUGGCAAGAAAUUUUACCAAAACAUUAUUUGCCAAAUGAUUUAGAUGUCUGAUGUAUGUAGUGUCCUGAAAAUAAAUUGUCUGAUUUAAAGUAAA
Messenger RNA from Tachysurus vachellii, 7406 nucleotides. It is a transcript of the gene fut9a, whose product is annotated as fucosyltransferase 9a. Lineage: Eukaryota; Metazoa; Chordata; Actinopteri; Siluriformes; Bagridae. Bases 485 to 1591 code for a protein of 368 amino acids. The record is from RefSeq and is a predicted model, not a curated record. Gene Ontology annotation, molecular function: alpha-(1->3)-fucosyltransferase activity. The transcript has 3 exons. Gene Ontology annotation, cellular component: membrane.